Loxodonta africana (African savanna elephant) is the source of this 3586-nucleotide messenger RNA. It is a transcript of the gene KAT7, whose product is annotated as lysine acetyltransferase 7. The transcript has 15 exons. Lineage: Eukaryota; Metazoa; Chordata; Mammalia; Proboscidea; Elephantidae. Gene Ontology annotation, cellular component: nucleus; chromatin. Gene Ontology annotation, biological process: negative regulation of DNA-templated transcription; positive regulation of transcription by RNA polymerase II. Gene Ontology annotation, molecular function: transcription coregulator activity; histone acetyltransferase activity; zinc ion binding. The coding region runs from base 163 to 1998 and encodes 611 amino acids. The record is from RefSeq and is a predicted model, not a curated record.
CCUGCGCAGAAGACUCUAGACGCUGUGAGGCAAGAGGCACUUGGGAUCGUCCGCAGAAUUGGGACUGCUACAGAGGCCGCCACGGAGCCCGCCGGAGCUACCGUUCCUACUGCUGCCGCCGCCGCUGCCCGAAUCGGAACCAUCGGGCCGCAGCCGCCGGCAAUGCCACGAAGGAAGAGGAAUGCAGGCAGUAGUUCAGAUGGAACCGAAGAUUCCGAUUUUUCUACAGAUCUUGAGCACACAGACAGUUCAGAGAGCGAUGGUACUUCCCGACGAUCUGCCAGAAUCACCCGCUCCUCAGCCAGGCUGAGCCAGAGUUCUCAAGAUUCCAGCCCUGUUCGAAAUUUGCAGUCUUUUGGCACUGAGGAGCCCACCUAUUCUACCAGGAGAGUGACCCGUAGUCAGCAGCAGCCCACCCCGGUGACUCCGAAAAAGUAUCCCCUUCGGCAGACUCGUUCGUCUGGCUCAGAAACUGAGCAAGUGGUUGAUUUUUCAGAUAGAGAAACUAAAAACACAGCUGAUCAUGAUGAAUCUCCUCCUCGAACUCCAACUGGAAAUGCCCCUUCUUCUGAAUCUGACAUAGACAUCUCCAGCCCCAACGUGUCUCACGAUGAGAGCAUUGCCAAGGACAUGUCCCUGAAGGACUCAGGCAGCGAUCUCUCUCAUCGCCCCAAGCGCCGGCGCUUCCAUGAAAGCUACAAUUUCAAUAUGAAGUGUCCUACACCAGGCUGUAACUCUCUAGGACACCUUACUGGAAAACAUGAGAGACAUUUCUCCAUCUCAGGAUGCCCGCUCUAUCAUAACCUCUCAGCUGACGAAUGCAAGGUGAGAGCACAGAGCCGGGAUAAGCAGAUAGAAGAGAGGAUGCUGUCCCACAGGCAAGAUGACAACAACAGGCAUGCAACCAGGCACCAGGCACCAACCGAGAGGCAACUACGAUAUAAGGAAAAGGUGGCUGAACUCAGGAAGAAAAGAAAUUCUGGGCUGAGUAAAGAACAGAAAGAGAAAUACAUGGAACACAGACAGACCUAUGGGAAUACUCGGGAGCCUCUCUUGGAAAACCUGACAAGCGAGUACGACUUGGAUCUUUUCCGAAGAGCACAAGCCCGGGCUUCAGAGGAUUUGGAGAAGUUAAGGCUUCAAGGCCAGAUCACAGAGGGGAGCAACAUGAUUAAAACAAUUGCUUUUGGCCGCUAUGAGCUUGACACUUGGUACCAUUCUCCAUAUCCUGAAGAAUAUGCACGACUGGGACGUCUCUACAUGUGUGAAUUCUGUUUAAAAUACAUGAAAAGCCAAACAAUUCUUCGCCGACACAUGGCCAAGUGCGUAUGGAAACACCCACCUGGUGACGAGAUAUAUCGCAAAGGCUCGAUUUCCGUGUUUGAAGUGGAUGGCAAGAAAAACAAGAUCUACUGCCAAAACCUAUGCCUGUUGGCCAAGCUUUUUCUGGACCACAAGACAUUAUAUUAUGAUGUGGAGCCCUUCCUGUUCUAUGUUAUGACAGAAGCAGACAACACUGGCUGUCACCUGAUUGGAUAUUUUUCCAAGGAAAAGAAUUCAUUCCUCAACUACAACGUGUCCUGUAUUCUUACCAUGCCUCAGUACAUGAGGCAGGGCUAUGGCAAGAUGCUCAUUGAUUUCAGUUAUUUGCUUUCCAAAGUGGAAGAAAAGGUUGGCUCCCCAGAACGUCCCCUCUCAGAUCUGGGGCUCAUAAGCUACCGCAGUUACUGGAAAGAAGUGCUUCUCCGUUACCUGCAUAAUUUUCAAGGCAAAGAGAUUUCUAUCAAAGAAAUAAGCCAGGAGACAGCUGUGAAUCCUGUGGACAUUGUCAGUACUCUGCAAGCCCUUCAGAUGCUCAAGUAUUGGAAAGGAAAACAUCUUGUUUUAAAGAGACAGGACCUGAUUGAUGAGUGGAUAGCCAAAGAGGCCAAAAGGUCCAACUCCAAUAAAACCAUGGAUCCGAGCUGUUUAAAAUGGACCCCUCCCAAGGGCACUUAAAGUGACCUGUUGCUCCGAGCCAGCGAACCCCAGCAGUAGGAAUCCGUACCCUAGGGAUCUGUCAUUUCUGUUGCUCUUGUGAUUGGCAAGUGCAGUAUCCUUUGGGAAGGCCAUCCCCCUCAGGACUGUCCUGGCUCCGACCUUUGUGUACACUGCAGACGCUGGUUCUGAGGAACUGUUGUUUCGGCCUCAGUGAGGUUGCCUGGAUGGGAUCUGUAUUAGACUUGAGUGCAGACCCCUCAUAGCACUGACCCAAGGAGUUCUGUUAUGGUACUGUACCUGUCCAGUCACUGGUUCUCUCCUCACGUCCUCUAGCCCCAUGAGGUUGUGUUGUUGUGUCUUCUAAACUGUUGUAAUUGUGCUUCUUGCCUCCCGGUCACCAGACCUCUGAAUAUGGGUUGCCACCACCUGGACCUUUCCAGUUACUCCUCACACAUGGGUUUUGUGGAGGGGCAGGGAAGAGGUAGCACUUCUAAGUGUGUGCGCGCUGGGAGGGGGUCAGUUCACUUUGGAUUUUAUUUUGCUUUAGUUUUUUUUUUUUUUUUUUUACACCCUCCAGAUUAAUUGAAAGGCUUGUUUUUGAUCAGUAUAUCAGGCUGACCAGCGCCAAAGAGUUUCCCAGGGAUUAGUCUUGGUAACAGCCCAUAAUCUCAUGAAUGAGAUGGAGAGAAGAAUUAAGAGGUGGUGAUUCUGUAUUUUGAUUUGAGUCCACCUGUGGGCAGUGGAAUGGAUACUUCUGUCUUUUUGGCUCAUCAGAAAGUACCCAGUAGUAAAUGUUUUCUUCUCUCUUUACUCCCUGUCCCUUUUUACCUUUGCAGAUGCCAAAAUAAUUUCCAGUUCUCUUUCAUGUUACAUGUUAGCUGGCUAAUUGAUGAUGCUGCAGAAACCUUUUCACCAGUACUAGUCUGAUAAAUCUCUCCUGUACUUCCACAUACAUUGCGUUGACUUUGUUCAGUCGUCCUCAGAGAGGUAGAAAGUAAUUGAAAAUCACGUCCAUAUCUCAGCCCAUGACUCAGCAAGGCAGAACGGCCGCCCUUGCCAAGGUUUGCUUCUCUUUACAACAGUGCCUCACCCUCCCUCGAGGACUAAAAGUGCUUCUCUCCCUCCCAAGAAUUCCUCCUCCAUUUCCUUUUUGGGCUUUGUCACCAUCCCCCUAUUCUCUGGUCUCCUAUUUUUGGCGUUGUUCAAGUGAAGGAAGAGAUGUUCCCUCUAAUUUUUCUCUAGCCCGUUAUAACCUGCUAUCUUGGGGCAGCUUUUGAUGUAUGACAUGUCACCCUUCCCAACUUGGUCUCUGACAACACUGCUGUCUUCAUGUGGAGCCCUCACCACAAUCUGGUCAUUUGUGCCUUUCUCUUGUCAUCUCUGUACACUACUUAUAUUCACUGUGGGUUUGGGGGGGUGCUAAUUUUAAGCAUGUUCAGUGGCAGCUCCCCUCCAGUUUCAGUGUCACUGUUAAAUUUAUCCAAAAGCAACUUCACUAGGGGUUUUCUUAAGGGGUAAAGGCCUUUUACAGAAGCUAAAACCCUUCCCCACAUGUGGUAGAAUGUGCUGUUCUAUAUCUACUUCUCAAUAAAGCAUGUUCUCUGCU